GAUUCGGCAGCCAUGGCAACACAUGGCAGCCAGCAGCUAACUGAGAACACAUCGGCAACUUUAUCGGCAACUUUUCAGACGUUUGUUUCAGAGAUGUGUUCGGUGGGACUUGUUGUCAACUAUGCCCGUAGCCGACACACGGGUUGGACAAGUGACGUCAGCGAGUCAGAGUUUAACACGGGAACUAAAGGACCGGCCGGGCUGUCAACCCAAAUGAACGCUAGCUAGGUUUAAAGUUGUCAACUCCGCUAACAGGCUAACUAAGCCGCUUGUUUGCUCACUUAACGUUAGCUUAUAUAUGCUAACUAGCGUUAAAUAAGCCGCAUUCUCGAGAUGUGAGUGACACGUUAGUUUUGUAGGAACUGCCAUCUAACACCGGUUGCAAACUGGUUGUAAACGCAACACCCGAGCGCUUCGCGACCGUCAUGUCCGGGAAGCGAGCGCCUUCGCCGGCCCGGGGGAACGGCCUGCUUCACGGCAGCCGCACCAGGUCUUACGGGAGUCUGGUCCGGUCUCCGCUGUCCCCGGUUCGACAGGGACGCAUCGAACACAAGCUUCAGCCGGAAGACACGCUGCAGGGCCUGUCCCUGAGAUACGGGGUGUCCAUGGAGCAAAUCAAUCGGGCCAACAGGCUUUACGCCAACGAGUCAAUAUUCCUGAGGACGUCCCUCUCGAUCCCGGUGUGGUCGGACUCGGACCACGGCAGCAAACGGGUGGAUUUGGUCGGGGAGGAUGGUAAUAAAGGCGGCUCUGCCGGGCUCACUGGGAGUUGCCCAGAGAGGGAGCCACAAAAGGACGGCAAAGAAAGGGAGUCGGACCUCACUCCGGUAGAUUUUCUGAAGAGGCUGGAUGGAUUGAUAUGUCAGUCCAAGCAUGCCGCCGUCAAAGGAUGCCAGAGCGCAGAGAAAAGGGUUACCGCCAUAGAAGCAGCUUGCUCCAGCGGGACGUCAGGCCGGCGGCCGUUGGCGAGGUCGCAGAGCGCCCUUUCGCCUUCCGGAUUGCUGCAGCAGCAGCAGCAGCAGGCGUCACAUGUGUCAGUGCCCCUCACUAUCACCAAACUCACCAAGAAACUGAGAGACCGGGAGGACGAGAUCUUCCAGCUGUGACAUGCUGUAGAUCAGCGGUCUCCAACGAGUAGACACAACAAGAGAUGUCACUCUUUUUUCUUUUUUCCAUUCGCUGACAUAAUUUUUCCCUUUUGUCACCAAAUGAUUAUUUUCAGAUGUCAAUGAAAUGAGUUGCGUUUCUUUCAAGCUCAGUAACAUUAGUGCAGCCGUAACGUUUGACCAUGCUGGCAGACUCCAGAUUUGACUACGAGUACAAAAAACGCCGAGGCCAAUAAAAGGCACACGAUAUUAUUUUAUGAGGAACGGGUAACCUAUUCGGUGCAAUCCGGUCGAAUGCUAAAAGGUUCUGCCGCCAAGUCCACAGCAACUUCUCAUGGGACUUUCUGGCUGGUCUUUAGUUCGGUUCUACCAAACUGACAAGCAAGUCACCGCAGCAACAGAGACUUUGUUUACUGACUCAACACAAAAAGCCUUUUGCCAAAGAAAAGAUUGAAAUAGAAGUGUUGACUGCGGUGGCUGAAACCUUUCUUACAUCCCCGUGAAAGUAAGACAGGGUUUAACUGCGUCACAACAACCUGACGCUGUUCGUAGCUCUGUGCCACUCUUCAUCCCUCCAUGUGAGCUUCAGGGGUGGAAAAGGUCGAGAGAGGCCGCCGCUGUGGAAUAUGAGGAGCUUCAUGCGUCCCGUCGCUGUGUUUGGACUGUGUGUGAAAAUGUCAUGUCAAACAGAUGUCAUAUUGUACAAAUACUACAGGUUACACUACAUAUUUUAAAAACUGAAAUAUAUUAACUAUUUAUAUUGAUUAUUAUUUUUUAUUUUCGUGGCCCUCUAUCGGCCAGCCAGCACUGAUAUGAUUUAGAACAUUCCCAGAUCCAGUAAAUAUUAAGUCGAGGAAGCAAACUUUCUCUCUGCCCUAGAGGCCGGUAAUCUCUACGGUGUGUUUGCAUCGGCCUUCUUUUGUAAUUUCUUACUGCACCGAUGGAUUUAUUGGUCAAACGUCUAUGUGGGCUGACCUUGUCUCUGCCUGUAGAGAUGCAACCAAUGGAUGUAGUUCUAGUUUAAAGUUCCCUUUAAACGUUUUUCCAAAAAAUAACCUCUUUUCUAGUGUGUUGACAAGAUGCAAAUCGCUACAAGGACUCCAAGUUGCUUUUCUUAAAAUGCCUUUAAUACAUGUGGCUUCAUGUGCAAAGUGUCACUGUGCCCAACAUGCCCAGAUUACGAAAAGCAAAUCAUAAAUGCAGCAUUUUACCUCAUAAGAAUGUAUAAACACUUAUUUAUUUAACUAUUUAUACUUUACGGUCAUUUUUAUUACAUUCCUAAUAACCCAAGAACAGUGUUUCGGUUUUAAACAGAUUCAGUGAUGUCAACUGUUUUUAAAAAAAAAUAUAAGGCUUUUAUGUGG
Molecule: messenger RNA, 2470 nt
Organism: Gasterosteus aculeatus aculeatus (three-spined stickleback)
Lineage: Eukaryota; Metazoa; Chordata; Actinopteri; Perciformes; Gasterosteidae
Gene: lysmd1
Product: LysM, putative peptidoglycan-binding, domain containing 1
Source: RefSeq, a predicted model, not a curated record